UCGGCGGUUGUCCACCUUAAUCAUCAGUUCGAGUCCGGUUCCGCUUCGCGACGGUUGAUCUUAAGCCAGCCCACCAGAAAAUGCCGAAUCUAGUGCUCCACACGCUGCACCUUAGUCCACCGUGCCGAGCCGUCGAAAUGACGGCCAAAGCACUGGGACUAGAGCUUGACCAGCGGACGGUGAACCUGCUAACCGGAGAUCAUAUGAAGGCGGAGUUCUUGAAGCUCAACCCUCAACAUACGAUUCCGGUGCUAGAUGAUGGUGGCACAAUCAUUCCCGAGAGCCACGCCAUCAUGAUUUAUCUGGUGACGAAGUACGCGAAAGACGAUGCCCUCUACCCGAAGGAUCCGGUACAGCAGGCACGUGUUAACGCGGCUCUCCACUUCGAGUCCGGGGUUCUUUUCGCUCGGAUGCGCUUCAUCUUAGAGCGAAUUCUUUUCGGUGGCCAUUCGGACAUUCCCGAGGAUCGGGCUGAGUACGUUCGGAAGGCGUACGGCCUACUAGAGGACACCUUGGUCGAUGCGUACGUCGCGGGCGACCACCUGACGUUGGCUGACUUCAGCUGCGUGUCUUCGGUCACUUCCAUUGCGGGUGUGGUGCCGAUGGAAGCGUCGCAGUACCCGAAGAUUCACGCCUGGAUCGACCGCUUGAAGCAGUUGCCGUACUACGAGGAAGCCAAUGGCAGCGGUGCAACCGAACUGGGAAAGUUCGUUCUGUCGAAAGCGGAAGCUAACGCCAAAAAGUAAAUGCUAAUGGGCGCUAAUAAAUCGGACGUGAGCGUAAUCGCAAAAAUGAUUCUGCGCCGAUAUCUGUUUCUCAUUCGAAGACCGCGAGCGAACCAGUUUCGUUUUGAUGCAUACAUUUGUACAGUACAGUUUCUACGGGAACAGUAAUGUGUUAACUGUAAGGUUGAUUUCCGUAUGACACCAUCAAUUAGUGCCGGAGAAAUUUGAGAACGUGUGAUUGAUUUAUAACGAGUUUUAUUUCAUUCGUUUAAAAUAUACACAACAUGUACGAUAAAUUUAUCAAAU
Anopheles cruzii is the source of this 1031-nucleotide messenger RNA. RefSeq names its product glutathione S-transferase 1-like. Gene Ontology annotation, molecular function: glutathione transferase activity. The record is from RefSeq and is a predicted model, not a curated record. NCBI's taxonomy places the organism in Eukaryota, Metazoa, Arthropoda, Insecta, Diptera, Culicidae. The coding region runs from base 81 to 746 and encodes 221 amino acids. The transcript is spliced from 3 exons. Gene Ontology annotation, biological process: glutathione metabolic process.